Molecule: messenger RNA, 6927 nt
Organism: Propithecus coquereli (Coquerel's sifaka)
Lineage: Eukaryota; Metazoa; Chordata; Mammalia; Primates; Indriidae
Gene: TTC3
Product: tetratricopeptide repeat domain 3
Exons: 44
Coding region: 400-6246 (1948 amino acids)
Biological process (GO): ubiquitin-dependent protein catabolic process
Molecular function (GO): ubiquitin-protein transferase activity; protein binding
Source: RefSeq, a predicted model, not a curated record
UUAAUGUGUAUGAAAAACAUAACUUGCACAUCAAACCUAUGAUAUCAUGAACAUUAUCACUUAGGCCAAGUGAGCUCAAUAAAAGGGAAAUAUUAAGUAAAAAUACAUGUAACAUGUGGAAAUGGCAAAAAUCAUGGUGAAGCUGUGCAAAUGAUGGAAGUUCAGAAAGUGCUGUCUUAAGCCAUGGGUGUGGUGGAUGAGGUCACCCAAGGAGAGAGUAAGAGUGAAAAGAAAAGAGAGUUGACAUUUGGGUGGCGGGGAAUGGAGAAGAAGAGCCCAUGAAGGAGACUGAGGAAGAGCAGCCAGACGAAUAGGAGGAGAACCAGGAGAAGAUGGUCUUUGGAGUCCAAAUGAAGAGUUCUGAGGAGGAAGUGGUCCACAGUGUCAAGAUCGUGUACCAUGGACGAUUUUGCCGAGGAGGAUUUCGCUGUAACAGAUUAUGCCUUGUUAGAAGAUUGCCCUUAUGUGGAUGAUUGUGUCUUUGCUCCUGAAUUUAUGACUGAUGAUUAUGUUCGUGUGACCCAGCUUUACUAUAAUGGGGUGGGUAUGCAGUAUAAAGAUUAUGUCCAAAGUGAGAGAAAUUCAGAAUUUGACAUCUGCAGUAUAUGGUGUAAUAAACCAAUUUCUCUCCUGCAAGAUUAUUGUGAUGCCAUUAAAAUAAACAUAUUCUGGCCACUUCUGUUUCAACAUCAGAAUAGUUCUGUAAUAUCACGAUUGCAUCCCUGUCUGGAAGCCAACAAUUCUCGUGCUUCUGAGAUAAGUUUGAAGAAAUUACAGCAUCUUGAGUUGAUGGAAGAUAUUGUGGAUUUGGCAAAGAAAGUUGCUGGUCUGAAAUACUUGUGUAAGAUAAAUUUGCUUAGAAUUAAUACCCAAAUCCCAUUCUUCAUUCCUCUUUUGAAACAGAAAAUCUUGGCAAUGGAGGAAGCUUUGAAUUGGAUAAAAUAUGCAGGCGAUGUAACAAUUCUAACUAAAUUAGCAUCAGUUGACAGUUGUUGGCCUAUGUUAAGUAUUUUCUUUACUGAAUGCGAUUUUAUGGUAGAAGUGGAGAAGCACCUACCUGAAAACCACCUUCUUUAUGGUAACAGAGCUCUUUGCUUUCUUCGUACUGGACAGUUCAGAAAUGCCCUUGGUGAUGGAAAGCGAGCCACCAUUCUGAAGAGCACGUGGUCAAAGGGUCAUUAUCGUUAUUGUGAUGCUCUUUCUAUGCUGGGGGAAUAUGACUGGGCCCUGCAAGCAAACAUAAAAGCUCAAAAACUCUGUAAAAAUGACCCUGAGGGAAUCAAGGAUCUAAUUCAGCAGCAUGUAAAGUUACAAAAACAAAUAGAAGACUUACAAGGUCGAACACCAUAUAAGAAUCCAAUUAAAGCCUUUUAUGAAAGUAGGGCCUCCACACCUAGGAGUCUGUCAGGACCUAGGUUUAGUACUUCACUUAACUUUGUGGAGAAGGAAAGAGAUUUCAGAAAAACUAACCACGCGAUGGCAAACGGGGGUAAUCAGAAUCUAAAGGUGGUAGAUGAGGCUUUGAAGGUAGAUGAUUGUGACUGUCAUCCUGAAUUUCCACCACCGUCAAGUCAGCCUCCCAAACACAAAGGAAAACAAAAAUCCCGAAACAAUGAAUCGGAGAAGUUCAGUUCUAAUUCACAGUUAACUUUACCAGUAGAUUGGAAAAACAUCUUGGAGAAACAAUUUUCAAAAUCUUCAAGAGCUGCACACCAGGAUUUUGCUAAUAUAAUGAAAAUGCUGAGAAGCUUAAUUCAAGAUGGCUACACAGCCUUGUUGGAGCAGCGCUGCCGCAGUGCUGCACAGGCCUUUACAGAGUUGCUGAAUGGUUUAGAUCCUCAAAAAAUAAAGCAAUUGAACCUGGCCAUGAUUAACUAUGUCUUGGUAGUCUAUGGACUUGCCAUUUCUCUUCUUGGAAUAGGACAACCUGAGGAAUUAUCUGAAGCUGAAAACCAGUUUAAGAGGAUUAUUGAACACUAUCCCAAUGAGGGGCUUGACUGCCUGGCCUACUGUGGAAUUGGAAAAGUAUAUUUGAAAAAAAACAGAUUUCUAGAAGCUCUCAAUCACUUUGAGAAAGCAAAAACCUUGAUUUAUCGUCUUCCUGGAGUGUUAACUUGGCCCACAAGUAAUGUGGUUAUUGAAGAGUCUCAGCCAGAGAAAAUAAAGAUGCUGUUAGAGAAAUUUGUUGAAGAAUGCAGGUUCCCUCCAGUGCCAGAUGCCACUUGUUGCUAUCAGAAGUGCCAUGGAUAUUCCAAAAUCCAGAUUUACAUAACUGAUCCAGACUUUAAGGGUUUUAUACGUAUCAGCUGUUGCCAGUACUGUAAAAUAGAAUUUCACAUGAACUGCUGGAAGAAGUUAAAAACAACAACCUUUAAUGAUAAAAUUGACAAGGAUUUUCUACAAGGAAUUUGUCUUACCCCUGACUGUGAAGGUAUCAUUUCUAAGAUUAUCAUCUUCAGCAGCGGUGGUCAAGUUAAAUGUGAAUUUGAACACAAGGUCAUAAAAGAAAAGGUUCCUCCAAGACCUAUUCUGAAACAGAAAUGUUCUAGCCUAGAGAAGCUAAGACUGAAGGAAGACAAAAAAUUGAAGAGAAAGAUCCAAAAAAAAGAAGCAAAAAAAUUAGCACAAGAAAGAAUGGAAGAGGACUUAAGAGAAAGUAAUCCACCCAAAAAUGAAGAGCAGAAAGAAACCGUAGACAGUGUUCAGAGCUGUCAGUUCCUUGAUGACAGAAUUCUACAAUGCAUAAAGCAGUAUGCUGACAAGAUUAAGUCUGGUAUACUGAAUACUUCCAAGCUGCUCAAAGAAUUGCUUUCUUGGAAAGUUUUGAGCACAGAAGACUAUACAACCUGUUUUUCUAGCAGAAAUUUUCUAAACGAAGCAGUGGACUAUGUCAUUCGUCACUUGAUUCAAGAAAAGAAUAGAGUAAAGACAAGGAUAUUUCUGCAUGUUUUAAGUGAGCUUAAAGAAGUGGAGCCCAAAUUAGCCACUUGGAUCCAGAAACUUAAUAGCUUUGGCUUAGAUGCCACAGGACCUUUUUUUUCUCGUUAUGGAGCAUCUCUUAAGGAGCUUGAUUUCAGCAUCAUGACUUUCCUCUGGAAUGAGAAAUACGGUCAUAAACUAGGCUCUAUAGAAGGAAAGAAACUUGAUUAUUUCUAUGAGCCAGCAUCAUUGAAGGAAGCACGUUGUUUAAUAUGGCUCCUAGAAGAACACAGAGACAAAUUCCCAGCACUGCACAGUGCUUUAGAUGAAUUCUUUGAUAUAAUGGACAGCCGCUGUACUGUGUUAAGGAAACAAGACAGUGGCGAAGCUCCGUUUAGUUCUACCAAGGUGAAAAACAAAGGAAAGAAAAAGAAGCCAAAAGAUUCAAAGGUAUGUAGUGUUACCUGGGAAGGAAAGGGUACAGGGAUGAGAGACAGGCGAAAUUCAGAUUCUGCAGGCCCAUUUGCAGUGCCUGAUCAUCUUCGGCAAGAUGUAGAAGAGUUUGAAGCUCUCUAUGAUCAGCACAGUAACGAAUAUGUUGUCCGCAAUAAGAAGUUGUGGGACAUUAACCCGAAACAAAAAUGUUCAACUCUAUAUGAUUACUUCUCUCAGUUGUUGGAGGAACAUGGUCCUUUGGAUAUGAGUAACAAGAUGUUCUCUGAAGAAUAUGAGUUUUUCCCAGAAGAAACGCGACAGAUACUAGAAAAAGCAGGAGGUUUAAAAUCUUUUCUCCUGGGAUGUCCUCGUUUUGUUGUGAUUGACAACUGUAUUGCAUUGAAGAAAGUUGCAUUACGACUCAAGAAAAAAAGGAAGAAGAAAAACAUUAAAACAAAAGUAGAAGAAAUUUCAAAAACAGGAGAGUAUUUACGAGUUAAACUACCACUGAAUCCAGCUGCUAGGGAAUUUAAACCAGAUGUAAAGUCCAAACCAGUGUCUGAUUCAUCUUCAGCAUCAGCUUCUGAAGAUGUGAAGCCCAAACCUGUACCUGCUGAUCCUCCCAAACCAGCUUGUGAAGAUACGAAGCCCAAACUGGUAGCCGAUGAUUCUUCUACACCAGUUUUUGAGGAUGGGAAAUCUGAAGAGGGCGCUGCUAAUUCUCCCAAACCAGUCUCUGAGGAUGCAAAUCAUAAGCACCUUUCUUCUGAUUCUCCUACAAUAAUUACUGAGGAUGUGAAACUAACCUAUUGGACUCAAUCCCAUUUGGUCACAGGAUUCUGUACAUAUGUUCCUUUUCAGAGAUUUGAUAUCACCCAGGCAACUCCAACAUACAUAAACAUGUUACCAAGUUUGCCCCAGUACGCCAGCCUGUAUGCACCUUUGGCCAACAUUUCUUCUGAAUAUCAGCUGCAAAGAUCAGUACCCGUGGCGCCAUCUUUUGUAGCUGAUGACAGAGCAGAUAAAAAUGCUGCUGCAUAUAUUGAGGGUCAUCAUUUGAGUGCUGAGAAUGCCACUGGCAACCAGAUUGCUUCUGGAACACAGAUCCUGGAGGACUCCUUGGGAACAUCUAUAAAGUCACCGUGCAGCACAGGUGAUGCUGAUACAGUCCUAAGCGAGUCUAACAGAAAUGAUGGGCACUCUGGAAAUUCUGACAACAAAUGUGAAGUAAAUCCGGAAAGUACCAAUGCAGUAACAAAUAUUCCACGUACACAGAUGGUCGCUGUACAGGUUUCUUGGAAUGUAACAUACCAGGAAGUCAAUACUGAGCCAUAUGAUCCUUUUGAGGCACAACACGGAGAAAUCACACAGAUUGAAAAGGAGUACCAACUAUUACAAGAGCAGCUUAAAGAAGCAUGUGAAAAUUAUGAGCAGAUAAAACUUAAGAGCUCGGAAGAGACCAGGGACCUGGAAGAAAAGUUGAAAAGGAACUUAGAAGAAAACAAGAUCUCAAAGACAGAAUUAGAUUGGUUCCUCCAAGAUUUGGAAAGAGAAAUUAAAAAGUGGCAACAGGAGAAAAAAGAAAUCCAAGAAAGACUAAAAGCACUGAAGAAGAAAAUGAAAAAGGUUGCAAAUGGCAUUGAAAUGUAUACCCGGAAAAAUGAUGGACAGGAUAAGGAACAUGAAUUACAUCUGGAUCAGUCUCUUGAAAUCAGUGAUACAUUUACAAAUGAGAAAAUGAAAAUAGAAGAGCGUAUAAAGAAAGGGAAAGAGCAUUAUGAAGAGAGUCAUCAAAGAGCUGUGGAUGCAGAGAUAUCUGUUCUUGAAAACCGGAAGGAGAGCGAAAUGUACAAGUUACAGAUCAUGGAGGCACAAGCGGAAGCCUAUCUGAAGAACCUGGGGCUGAUGAGUGAUUCUGCAGCAUAUCCCGACAUAGAGUCUGAUAUACAUUCAUGGGAAUUGUUUCUUUCUGAUGUUACAGAAGAAAUUGAGAAAGCAAAAUCUCAGUUUGAAGAACAAAUAAAGGCUAUUAAAAGUGGUUCUCGGCUCUGUGAACUUUCUAAAGUGCAGAUUUCUGAGCUUUCAUUUCCUGCCUGUAACACAAUUCGUCCUAAAUUACUUCCUGAAUCUUCAGACCAUGAUGAUCAAGGGCCUGUGGCUUCCCCAAGUGACAUGGCUGGAGACCAGACAGCGGUUCAUGAGGGUCCAGGUCUCUUCUCUGCCGGCGACUGCCCAAUGGAGGCUCCUGCGCCGUCGCCAGGAUCGCCCUCCAGACAGCCUGAACUCACUCAGCCAUCAGAGCCAAAGCGAGCCGGCCAGGCAGCUGCCUCAAAACAAAGCCCUGCGGCUGAUCAGCAACUACCUGCUCUUCCAGGACGUGCUGCUCGUACAAGCCAGUCUCCAAAAAAACCGUUCAAUAGUAUUAUUGAGCACCUGUCAGUGGUAUUCCCAUGCUACAACAGCACCGAGCUUGCUGGUUUUAUCAAAAAAGUGCGAAACAAAAACAAGAACUCACUCUCAGGAUUGAGUAUUGAUGAAAUUGUCCAAAGAGUGACAGAACACAUUCUAGAUGAACAGAAAAAGAAAAAGCCAAAUCCCGGGAAGGACAAGAGGACAUCUGAGCCCAGCGCUGCUGCCUCUGUGACCAGGUCCUCCCAGGGCCCCCCCUCGGGGAUUCCCGGACCAUCGCCCAAAACCAAGGGGCAGAAAACGGAAGGUGUCCCUGCAUCGGGCGCAAGUUCCUGUGAAUUAUGCCAUGAGGUGUUCAAAUCAAAAAAUGUGCGUGUGCUAAAAUGCGGGCACAAGUAUCACAAAGGGUGUUUUAAGCAGUGGCUUAAAGGGCAGAGCACUUGCCCAGCCUGCCGGGACCGGGAUCACCUGUCAGAAGAGUAGCCUGCACCUUCUGGAAGAGGCCAGCCCGGUGAAAAUCAGGAACCAUCUCCCCGCUGCUCUAGGUAGUCACACUUCACUAAAGAGUAAAUCACUCGUGUGUUGAAUUGGAAGAAUGACAAUACACUACCUUUGGUAUAAAAGCAAACAUUGGAAGACCCUCCUGCAUUGUGUAUCACAAAGUUAAUAACUGGAACUCUUUAAUACAAUUAAGUAAUUUCCCCACUAUGAUUAAACACGUCAAAGGUAGCCAAGUAAUGCCUGAUAGAGUGACACAGGACCACAUUCUUACAUUGCUGGGGCUGCUACAGAGGGGCUCUUUGAGGUGGUGGCUUCUUUUGGAAACUGUUGUGAGCACCUUAAAGCAGUGUUUGAGUUACAGGAAUUCUUAACAUAUUCAGGUGCACCAGGUUCCCCUUUUAUGUUUGAAAAACCUGCUCUAGUAGUUCCACAAGAGAGACGGUAUCAAUCUUUUAAAAAUUUUUAGAAGAUUCUGUAUUCCUGAAAAUAUGCCAACAUUUUUCCUCGAAGAUUAUGCAUCUUAAAAAUGGGCAUAAGCAAACUAUAUUUUAAUAAUUUGUAAUUUUAAAAUAUUGGCUGAUUUAGACCAAAAGAUUCAAGUCUCCUCUUCAUGAAAUGCCAUGUGCUUUCAGUUUUUUCAUUUCAUUAUUUUAUGUCCCCCCC